This is a messenger RNA of Punica granatum (pomegranate), 4987 nucleotides long. NCBI's taxonomy places the organism in Eukaryota, Viridiplantae, Streptophyta, Magnoliopsida, Myrtales, Lythraceae. The record is from RefSeq and is a predicted model, not a curated record.
AUGAUGUUGCAUGAUGGUUAUAGGUAUUCGCAUUUACUUCCGAGGGAUGAUGAAGCAUUUGAGCACUAUAGUGCUUUUUCUGCCAAGAGACUUGAUGAGGCUAACAAGAUUGGUAAGAUAAAUCUUGCAGCCACUGGGAAGGAUCUCAUGGAAGACGAAAAACAGGGAGAUGUGUCUAUAGAUCUCUUUGCUGCCUUGGACUUGGAAACAGAUGCUGUAGCUGAGCGUCUUCCAGAGUUGGAGAAUAAUCAAAGUUUGGGCUUGCUUUCUGGAUUCCUUUCUGUGGAGGAUUGGUAUCAUGCCAAUAUAUUGUUCGAGCGACUUUCAUCUCUUAAUCCAGUGGCACAUCUUCAAAUCUGUGAUGGCUUGUUCAGGCUCAUUGAGAAAACGAUCUUUCCAGCAUAUAGUGUUGUUAGGAAAAUGCAUUUUCAUAGUCUCGGGUUUACACCUCCCACUAGCGGGGAUGCUAUGGAUACAACAGACUCAUUGGUCCGUAGGUCCUUCAUUGAUCUUCCUAAAGAACUAUUCCAGAUGCUUGCUUGUGCUGGGCCGUACCUCUACCGGGACACCAUAUUAUUGCAGAAGGUUUGUCGAGUUUUGAGAGUAUAUUUACUGUCUGCUCUGGACCUUGUAACUAGUGAUGAUGGGGUAAAUGUUGAAUUUGUCAAUGGGGAAAGUAAAGCUCCUCGCCUCCACCUAAAGGAAGCUAGGCUAAGAGUUGAGGAAGCUUUGGGAACUUGCCUCCUACCUUCUUUACAGCUGGUGCCCGCAAAUCCUGCUGUUGGGCAGGAGAUUUGGGAAGUAAUGAGUCUUCUUCCGUACGAGGUGCGGUAUCGGUUAUAUGGUGAAUGGGAAAAAGAAGAUGAACGGAUGCCUAUGAUUUUAGCUGCAAGACAAACGGCUAAGUUGGAUACCAGAAGGAUCCUGAAACGUCUUGCAAAGGAGAACUUGAAGCAACUAGGUCGGAUGGUGGCCAAACUAGCACAUGCUAAUCCCAUGACCGUCCUCCGAACAAUUGUACAUCAGAUUGAGGCGUACAGGGACAUGAUUGCUCCAGUAGUUGAUGCAUUCAAGUAUCUCACACAGCUCGAAUAUGACAUCUUGGAAUAUGUGGUUAUUGAGCGAUUAGCUCAAGGGGGUCGGGAGAAGCUAAAAGAUGAUGGCCUCAAUCUGUCAGACUGGCUCCAAUCUUUGGCUUCCUUUUGGGGUCACCUGUGCAAAAAGUAUCCGUCAAUGGAAUUGAGAGGCCUUUUCCAGUAUCUUGUAAACCAGUUAAAGAGAGGUCAAGGUAUUGAGCUCGUUGUGCUGCAGGAGCUUAUUCAGCAAAUGGCAAAUGUCCAGUACACGGAAAAUCUGACAGAGGAACAGUUGGAUGCAAUGGCCGGCAGUGAAACUUUACGCCAUCAGGCUACUACUUAUGGAUUGACUCGGAACAACAAGGCACUGAUCAAAUCGACUAACAGGCUGAGAGAUUCCUUGCUUCCAAAGGAUGAUCCCAAGUUGGCAGUCCCACUUUUAUUGCUUAUUGCUCAACAUCGAUCUCUGGUUGUCAUAAAUGCCGAAGCACCCUACGUUAAGAUGGUCAGUGAGCAAUUUGAUAGGUGUCAUGGGACCCUUCUUCAAUAUGUUGAAUUUCUGUGCAGCUCAGUGACACCAGCCACUGCUUAUGCCCAACUGAUCCCCUCACUAGAUGAUCUUGUUCAUCUGUAUCACCUUGAGCCUGAGGUUGCUUUCUUGAUAUAUCGUCCGGUAAUGAGGAUCUUCAAGUGUCAGGGCAGGUCUGAAGUCUGCUGGCCUUUGGAUAUCAAGGAACCUAUAGGCUCAGAUUCCGAGUCAGAAGACAAUCCUUGCAAAUUGGUUCUCGAUCUUGGUUCUCCAAAGAAGCCUAUAAUGUGGUCAGAUCUUCUGGCAACUGCUAAAACAAUGUUGCCUGCUAAAGCUUGGAAUAGCUUGUCACCGGAUCUCUAUGCCACAUUUUGGGGUCUCACGUUGUAUGAUCUGUAUGUUCCUCGAACUCGUUAUGAGUCUGAGAUCGCCAAGCAACAUGCUGCGCUUAAAGUUCUUGAGGAACUCUCUGAUACCUCAAGUUCUGCUAUUACUAAGAGGAAGAAAGACAAGGAAAGAAUUCAGGAAGCACUUGAUAGGCUGAUGAGUGAGCUUUAUAAGCAUGAAGAGAAUGUUGCUUCUGUUCGUGCACGCCUUUCUCGGGAGAAAGACAAGUGGUUGAGUUCAUGUCCGGAUACUCUAAAGAUCAACAUGGAGUUCCUUCAACGUUGUAUAUUUCCGAGAUGCACUUUUAGCAUGCCUGAUGCUGUUUACUGUGCCAUGUUUGUGAAUACUCUUCAUUCGCUGGGGACCCCCUUCUUUAACACAGUGAAUCACAUUGAUGUCUUAAUAUGCAAGACACUACAACCCAUGAUCUGCUGCUGUACUGAGUAUGAAGUUGGCAGACUAGGGAGGUUUUUAUAUGAGACACUGAAGACUGCAUAUUACUGGAAGAGUGAUGAGUCUAUAUAUGAAAGAGAGUGCGGGAACAUGCCAGGAUUUGCUGUAUAUUAUAGAUAUCCAAACAGCCAACGUGUUACUUAUGGCCAAUUUAUAAAGGUGCAUUGGAAAUGGAGUCAGAGGAUCACAAAGUUAUUGAUUGCUUGCUUGGAAUCAAGUGAAUACAUGGAAAUUCGAAAUGCCCUUAUCAUGCUGACAAAAAUUUCUGGUGUCUUCCCAGUUACUCGGAAAACUGGGAUUAACCUUGAAAAGCGGGUGGCCAAAAUUAAAGGCGAUGAGAGAGAAGAUCUCAAAGUGUUGGCAACAGGUGUGGCUGCUGCUUUGGCAGCUAGAAAGCCCUUCUGGGUUACGGAUGAAGAAUUUGGGAUGGGUUAUUUGGACUUAAAGCCCUCUUCAUCUCUUGCGACAAAGUCUGUGGCUGCUAAUACGACUAAUGGCUCUGCUGUUAGUGUUACUCAAAGUGAUUCUGGAAGAGUAGCACAGCAAGUGCCUGAUUCUGGGACUUCUGCCAAAGAACAGACGUCAAGGACGAAACUUGCAGAUGCCAAACAUGAGAAAUCAGAUAACCUUUUACAUUCCAAAUCUGAUCCUGGAUCUACCAAGGCUAGAGGUGGGUCUUUAGUUAAUGGAUCUAAUGUUCAGAUAUCUGCUACUUCUGCUGUACAAGCUGGAGGGUCAAAUCAGAGGCACGUGGAAGAUUCUGCUCCAAAGGACACUGCUGAAACUGAGGUUAAACCUUCAAAUAGACGGUCCAUUCCUGCUGGAUCUGUAGGCAAACCGAUGAAACAAGACUCUGCCAAAGAUGAGGGCAGAUCUGGGAAAGCUGCCUCUAGGACUUCUGCUACUGCUCAGAUCUCAGAGAGCAGGCAAGGUGGGGUCAGUAAUGUUUCCACUGCUUCUGCUGUCAACGGUGGCACGGGUAAAGGUUCGACUUCAUCUCUGAGAGCAGCCAUAGAUUCGCAAAGUGUUGAAACGAAGGCUGAGAAUAAUUCCAAGACAUCUGAUGUUAAAGCUCCUGCAGCUAAAGAUGAUGGAAGCGAUAAUCUGGAUGUGGUGAGACCUACUGGGCCAAGGCGCGAUCCUUCUCCAUCAGCUUCAAAGUUAAGCGAGAAGCUUCAGAAGAGAAGCAGCCCAGCUGAUGAAGCUGAUAGGGUGAGCAAACGUAGGAAGGGGGACUCUGAUUCCAGAGAUACUGAGGGUGAAGUUCGAGUCUCCGACAGGGAGAGAUUGAUGGAUGUUCGACUGUCUGAUGCCGAUAGAAUGGCGAAUGAUGAGCAGAAUAUGCAAAGAGCAUCAGAUAAGGCUUUGGAUAGGUUGAAAGAUAAAGGUGUUGAUAGACAUGAUAGGGAUUAUAGGGAAAGAAUGGAAAGAGAUGUGGCUGAGAAAUCAAGGGAUAAGUCAAUGGAGAGGUAUGGGAGAGAGCGUUCUGUUGAGAGAGGAAAAGGUCGUGAUGAGGCUAAGGAUGAGAGAAGUAAAGAUGAGAGGAGCAAAUUACGUCAUGGUGAAUCUAUGGGGGAUAAGUCUUAUAGUGAUGACCGGUUUCAUGGGCAAAGCCUUCCGCCUCCACCCCCCUUGCCACCUCACAUGGUUCCUCAAUCUGUUCCUGCUAGUAGAAGAGAAAAUGAAAAUGCCGAUGGAAGGUUUGGGACUACCCGGCACAGUCAAAGGCUUUCACCGAGACAUGAGGAGAGAGAAAGGAGACGAUCUGAAGAGAACACUGUGCCUCUGGAUGAUACAAAACGAAGAAGAGAUGAUGACUUUCGGGAUAGAAAACGAGAAGAACGGGAAGCUCUACCUUUGAAGGUGGAUGAGAGGGAUAAGGAAAGAGAGAGGGAAAGAGAGAAAGCAAAUCUCUUGAAGGAGGAUAUGGAGGUGGCAGCUGCAGCAGCUAAAAGGCGGAAACUCAAAAGAGAGCAUUUAUCAUCCGCCGAGCCAGGGGAAUACUCACCCGGGGCCCCCCCUCCCCUAUCUAUUAGUCUAUCGCAGUCAUACGACGGGAGAGGAGAGAGAGAUCGAAAAGGUGCAAUGGCCCCACGCCCAGCUUACUUGGAAGAACCAGGCCCACGGAUCCAUAGUAAAGAUAUGCCUGCAAAGAUUGCCCGUCGCGAUGCUGAUCCAAUGUAUGACAGAGAAUGGGAAGAGGAAAAGCGACAGAGAGCGGAGCAGAAGCGGAGGCAUCGCAAGUAGUAGAAGAAGAUAUUUUAUAUUCAAGUCUUUAUAUGCUCAGAUCUGCAGCAAAUUUGGCCCUGGAACAUACUCUUUGAGGAGCCUUUGAAUGAUGUAUUACUACUGCUGGGGUCCGAUGGCAUUUGCGUUUUGCUAGAUACUGAUGAACUGUUAUGUUAAAUCUCGUAACACAUCCAUCCAACUGCUGUUGCUAAGUUUCUCUAUGUAUCAUAUAUAUCUUUUUUUCGGCGUAAUUGAUGUAGCAGCACAUUUUGUAAAUGAUUGAGGUUAGGAUAGUUUUGAGUUUGCAACUGCA